CAAGAGAAAAAAUUAAAAACAAAGCAAAUAAAUUUGGAAAUAAAAUAUUGUGGAAAAAACAGUUCAAAAAUAAAUUCUUAUUGGAAUUAUCAUGGAUAUCUCUAACUAGCUAUCUAAUUUGCCAAGCCAAUUAGAUAAUUUGAAAUACUUGUGACAACACAAAAAAAGAAAGUGAAAACAGCAAUUUACCAAGGAAUAAAGUGAAACUGAAAGCAAAAAAACCUCCUCCCCCAUACUACAAAGAGAGAAAAAAAAACAAACCGGGCCCCAACCUUACCCUCCACAACCUCCACCAUUCAUAGAUUGAUUGUUCGCCAGCAAAACAAAAAAAAGUGGUUGCAGAUUUUUAUGAAUGAAAUUGAAGAAUUUCGUUUGGCACAACUUGGACUACUAACUUGCAAACUUUAAGGCAGCAAAAAAGCUUAAAUUUCCCAUUCCUACAAAAAAAAGCAAAAAUUACAUUGUGACGUAGGUACAUGGCAACAAAGCCAGCAAAGCAAAGUAAAAAAUAAAAAAAACAUUGCAGUAAAAUAAAAUUCGUUAUCGAUUUUUUCCGUAAAUCGUAAGCAAAUGAAAUAACAUUGGAACAAACAUUACAAAGAGGAAAAUUAUUGAAAUUUAUAAAAAAAUAAUAUUUAAUAAAAAUAAAAACAUUUUUUAAAUGUGUGGAGCAAAAAUAUAAUUUGAAAAAAAAUUGUUUUGCAAACAAGUGUUUUUUCGGGGAAAAUCAAAAAAAGCAGAAAACCAAAACGUGAUCACCCCGCAAUAAUAAUAACAACAACAUUAUCGACUAGCCGAAGGAAGAACCCCAAGCGACCACCACCCUCGUCAUCAUAGCCACUUGCGUAUCGUAAACGGACGCCUACGAUUUCCUUGGCUUUCACCGCAAAAUUCUUCGUGUUCUCAAAUUCAUUUUUUUCAUUUGGGUCUCAAUCUUCUCUGCACGUGCCAUUCAUAUCCAGGUGGCGUAGCCCCUGGAACCCCAUCAGCGGCCAUGAUCAUGGAAGGGCUUGAAACCCUAGUGGCGCCAUCGCAUCACACAUUCCUACUCACCGAAUCAGCUGCUGCGGCGCACUUCAAUGUUUUGAGCUUCGACACAUGCCUCUUUAAGACCUCCGCCCAGUCGAGCCCCUCAACGUCGGGCGCCACAUAUCUCACCACACCAUCUAGUUUUGGCGGCGGCCCCUUGGGCAGCCAAACUCUGCUGCAUUAUAAUCUAUCAACAUCGACCUCAUCCUCAUUGUCACCAACCUCGUUGGCGGAAAGUUCCAGUGCCACGUCAGCGGCAGCGGGCACAACGAGUAUCGUAGCCACAGCAGCAUCACGCCAUCAGAAUUCCCAACGUUUGGGUAGUAUAUCGGUGGCACCUGAAACGCAACAGCAUCAGCACCAGGGCUCACCAAUACAUCAACACAAUCAUCAGCAGCAGCAGCAUCAGCAUCAUAAUAGUCCUUCAAUUGCCAGUGCCGCUGUUACCAUAUCGACAAAUACGAACAGUGGCCGCAGCUCGGCAUCACAUUUGAGUCUAUUGAACACCACGCAACAUAGUCCGGUGGCGUGUGCCAGCGUGGCGGAUAGUGCCGAUAUUAAACACUCCCAAUUGGAGGCUCAGUCGGGUGAUUUGAAUACACCCGUGACCACAUCGAGUGAUAUACCAUCCUUUUUUGGCCCAUCCACCGUUGUCGAACCACCACCCAUAACAGGUUCAAUUGAAUCUGACGAUUUGUCAUUGGAGCCACACCCGGUGGCCGCCAGUCCGGUGUUGUGCAGCCCCCUGAAGGAGGAGCGCAGUACCCCGCCUACAUUAACAAUUGUUAAGGAAGAGACAAGUAAUAAUUGUUGUACCAUGUAUCCCAUAACCACCACCACAAACACCACAAGUGCCGCAACCUUACACAACAAUACAACAACAACACAACAUCAUCAUCAACAGCAACAACUAAGUCAGACACCGGCCACAUCCAGUCAAACACAUACAACACAAAGCAAUACCACAACGCCACACAACCAGCUGCAUCAUCAACACCAUCAUCAGCAACAGCAACAUAAUACACAACACAUGCAUGUGGGCCAACAGUCGCCACAACAUCAUCAACACUAUCAACAACAACAACAACAAAACCAAAUGUAUCACAAUCAAUUACACCAACAACACCUGCAACAGCAACAACAACAACACCAACUGCAUGUGCAACAACACCAACACUAUCAACAGCAACAACACCAACACCAGUUACAACACCACAGCCAUCACCAUCAUCAGCAACAACACCAACACCAUCAUCACUAUCAACAACAGCAGCAACAACAACAACAACAAGACCAACAACAAUCACAGCAUGCAAUUAACAAUAGCUCCUCUAGUAGUAGUAGUAGUGGUAAAAUAUCAUAUCGUGGCAUUUUUACUACCACAGGUAAUAGCGCCGCCAUGAGUGGCCUAAAUGCCGCAUCGGCCGCCGCAGCUGCGGCUGCAGCAGCCGCCGCCGGCUCUGCUGUCAAUGUACAUCAUCAAUCGCAACAACAGCAACACAGCCAACAACAACAACAACAUCAACAAUCCCAGAUGCAUUCACCCUCCCUGGCUGUUUUGCCCGGACCCAUGUCCCCACCUUCGGCCGGUUUGGGUAACAGCUGGAAUCUGCCCAGUCCCGAUAAGGCCCUCUUCCAACCGCCAAUGUUUAGUCUGCUGGGUCCUGGACCCCAAAAUGCCAGCCAAGCCCACUAUGCCAGCCAUCAGCAACAGUCAACCAUUCCCGCCUCAACUCCCUCACCCUCGGCCCAACAUCACAUGCAUGCCGCUGCAGCUGCGGCUGCUGCUGCCGCCGCCUAUGACGAUCGUCAUGUAGAGCUUUUGGGCCUGCAAAUGGAUUGCUCCCCCAUACUCCUCAAGCAAACAGCUCCGCCCAGUUAUGGAAGUGCCGGCACCUUCACCAGCCUGGCUGAUAUGCAGCAGCAGGCCCAAAAUGCCCAUGAUUUGCAGCAGUAUCGCCAGCAAAUGGGUGUGGCCACACCGAAAUAUCAAUGGCUUGAUUCACCGGCAGAAUACUCAACGGGUGGCCAGCAAACGGCCACAUUGGUUCUACCCGGCCCAUCUUCCGCCUCAUCAAGCACGGCCUUGGGUGGCGGCAUUAUACCCAAACAAGAAGCCUAUGCUGAGCCCACACACACGCCCACCCACCACAUGCAAUCGGCCAGCUCAUCUUCGGGUGGACCGGCCGGUACUGGAUCUCAGGCCUCAUUCUCGGUGGUCCAACUGGCCGAAUACAGUCCCUCCACCAGCAAGGGCCAUGAAAUCCUUUCCCAAGUCUAUCAACAGAGUGCCAUGCCACUGAAACUGGUCCCGGUGAAGCCGCGCAAAUAUCCCAACCGUCCCAGCAAGACACCGGUGCAUGAGCGGCCCUAUGCUUGUCCGGUGGAGAACUGUGAUCGCCGUUUUUCCCGCUCCGAUGAACUAACCCGCCACAUACGCAUCCACACCGGGCAAAAACCAUUCCAAUGUCGCAUUUGCAUGCGUUCCUUCAGUCGUUCCGAUCACCUGACCACCCACAUUAGAACGCACACGGGUGAGAAACCAUUCUCUUGUGACAUUUGUGGCAGGAAAUUUGCACGUUCCGAUGAAAAGAAGAGGCAUGCCAAAGUUCAUCUGAAGCAGAGGGUGAAAAAGGAAAAGCUUAGCCAGCAACAGCAGCAGCAACAACAACAACAGCAGCAGCAACAGCAACAAAUGCAGGCCCAGUUGGCCCAGUCGUCGGCAGCCCAGCAGCAUCAUCAACAUCAUUCGCAUCACUCGCAUAUGCUUCAUUCCGCCGAUAUUUCCAUAGUAACAUCCAGUGCUACCAGUUUGUAGG
Musca domestica (house fly) is the source of this 3848-nucleotide messenger RNA. RefSeq names its product dendritic arbor reduction protein 1-like. The transcript is spliced from 3 exons. Bases 995 to 3847 code for a protein of 950 amino acids. Gene Ontology annotation, biological process: regulation of transcription by RNA polymerase II. Lineage: Eukaryota; Metazoa; Arthropoda; Insecta; Diptera; Muscidae. Gene Ontology annotation, molecular function: DNA-binding transcription factor activity, RNA polymerase II-specific; RNA polymerase II cis-regulatory region sequence-specific DNA binding. The record is from RefSeq and is a predicted model, not a curated record.